Molecule: messenger RNA, 3132 nt
Organism: Pseudoliparis swirei
Lineage: Eukaryota; Metazoa; Chordata; Actinopteri; Perciformes; Liparidae
Gene: rtf1
Product: RTF1 homolog, Paf1/RNA polymerase II complex component
Cellular component (GO): Cdc73/Paf1 complex
Molecular function (GO): RNA polymerase II C-terminal domain phosphoserine binding; DNA binding
Source: RefSeq, a predicted model, not a curated record
UAAGUGCGAGCGCGCAUGCUCAGUACUGCCUUUGUGUGGCUGAAUGCAGAGCGAACUCGCUCGGCACUAGCAGCCGCGGCUAGCCUCACAGACGCCACAGAGGUAGCUCGCAGGUUAGCCGCGCAGCUAAUCAUGGUGAAUAUAAAGAAGCGGAAAGGUCGAGUCGUGAUUGACUCUGACUCCGAGGACAGUGCUAGCGACGAUAAUUUAGAUCAGGAGCUCUUGUCUUUGGCAAAGAGGAAGAGGGUGGAUUCUGGUGAUCAGGAAGAGCCGGUCAGCAAACCUGCAGCAUCUACGGACUCCGAGACGUCCGAUAGUGACGAUGAGUGGACUGUGGGUGGCACCAAAGGCAAAAAGAAGGUUAAGCCUGGGAAAGGUUCUGAGAAGAAGAAUGCAACAAAGAAGAAGGUUAAUAAAGCAACGGCGUCGGGCAGCUCAAAUGGAAACAGCUCAGCUGAGAGCUCUGCGCCAGAGGAGGGUGAGGUGUCUGAUUCCGAGAGCAACAGCUCGUCCUCCAGCUCCGACUCGGACUCCUCCGAAGACGAGGUGUUCAGGGACGGUUACGACGACGACUUGAUGGGAGACUCGGAGGACAGAGCUCGCCUGGAGCAGAUGACCGAGAAGGAGAGAGAGCAAGAGCUGUUCAACAGAAUUGAGAAGAGAGAGGUGCUAAAGAGACGUUUUGAAAUCAAGAAAAAGCUGAAGACGGCAAAGAAGAAGGACAAAGAGGAGAAGAAAAAGAAGCAGGAGGAAGAGCAAGAAAAGAGGAAGCUCUCUCAGGUCCAAGACAUGCAAGUGGUGAUGUCACACAACAAAGAGAGACGAUCCAAACGCGACGAAAAACUUGACAAAAAGUCCCAGGCCAUGGAAGAGCUCAAGGCCGAGCGCGAGAAGAAGAAGAACAAAACAGCCGAACUGUUGUCCAAGCGCCAGCCCCUGAAGACCAGCGAGGUUUACUCCGACGACGAGGAGGAAGAGGAGGAAGACGACGACAAAUCGUCAAUCAAGAGCGAUCGGAGUUCCCGUUCAUCGUCUUACGAUGACGACGAUAAAGACGAUACUCCACCAAAGUCGCAGCCGGUUUCACUGCCGGAUGAGCUCAACCGGGUCCGACUGUCCAGACACAAGCUGGAGCGCUGGUGCCACAUGCCCUUCUUUGCUAAGACUGUGACCGGCUGCUUUGUGAGGAUAGGGAUUGGCAACAGCAGCAGCAAACCAGUUUAUAGGAUUGCUGAAAUUAUGGACGUGGUAGAGACGGCGAAGGUUUACCAACUUGGAACAUCGAGAACAAACAAGGGAUUACAAUUAAGGCAUGGCGGGGACACGCGGGUGUUCCGGCUUGAGUUUGUAUCGAAUCAGGAGUUUCUGGAAAGCGAGUUUAUGAAGUGGAAAGAUGCGAUGAUUGUCGCUGGAAUGCAAGUACCGACUCUGGACGAGAUCACCAAAAAGGAGCAGUCCAUCAAAGAAGCUAUGAACCAUAAGUUCAACGACAAAGACAUAGAAGAUAUUGUAAAAGAGAAGGACCGAUUCCGAAAAGCGCCGGCGAAUUAUGCCAUGAAGAAAACGCAGUUACUCAAAGAUAAGGCCAUGGCAGAAGAGGUUGGAGAUAAUGAAAAGGUGAAAAAGAUCCAGGACGAGAUGAAAGAGCUGGAGGAAAGAGCGGAGGCCCUGGACAGACAAAGGACCAAGAGCAUCUCCGCCAUCAGCUACAUCAAUCAGAGGAACAGAAGCUGGAACAUUGUUGAAUCUGAGAAAGCUCUGGUGGCUGAAGGACUAAAUGCCAAAAACCAACAAAUGGACCCUUUCACACGACGACAGUGCAAACCGACCAUGGUGUCUAAUUCCCGAGACCCUUCGGUCCACGCAGCUAUUCUGGCCCACCUGAACCAGAAGUACGGCUCUGGGUCAGCAGACGAAAUUUGUGACGACAUAAACAAACUGGGGCAACCAAACUCAAAAGACAAGGACGGCCCCAAGCCGGACACAGACCUCUCGGAGGACUUGUUUAAAGUUCACGAUUUUGACGUUAAGAUUGACCUCCAGGUUCCCAAUGCAGAGACGAAAUCUCUGUCCGUGAGCUCCAACGCGCUGCCGGCGAAGGACGGAGCUCCCCGGAGGUCCCUCAACCUGGAGGACUACAAGAAGAGGAGGGGUCUGAUCUGAUGUGGUAGUCCAUCGUUCAGUCACCACAUUGCAUGUGUAAUUGGCUGCACAAGAGAGAGGGGGAGGGAGGGAGAGAGAGAGUGUAUGUGUGUGUGUGUGUGUUUGUGUAUAUGUGUGUGGCUGAGGGAGAGAGUGGGCGUGUGAUUGACUCCAAGGACGUAUGUUUGAAUGUUGAUACAGACUGUUUAUCUGAACACAGAGGAAAUACUGAUUGAGCGAAGAUAACAUUUUUCUCAAAGGAUCUCUCUCGGAGGAAACUUGUCCAGAUAUUUGUUGUUUUGUUAUUUUUGCAUUAUCGCACACAAACUUGUAUAUUGAGUUGUGUUUUUCUUUUCUUUUUUUAAUGUAUUUAACUUUUUUUGGGAUCUUCUGGCUCCCACUCCAUUUUUCAGAGGUUUUUUUUGUCUCUUUUUUUCUUCUCUGAAUGGACACAGCGCCUGUGGAUUAUGACCUUGAACAAAUACACUAUGUUAGAAGACUUAGAUUGUUGAGGUAUUUUGAAAUUACUGGACUGGAUAUCUAAUGAUCCUCAACAAUAAAUUACUGUCCAAAAUCUUUUCCUCACUAUAUGUGUGAUCAUCUGCUCUGCCCUUCCAUCCUGAACAGCCUUGUGGGAUUUUGUUUUUUUCGCGGAGUGUAGAUGAUCACCUUCUUUGACUCGACCGUGUCUCUGGCCUGCCGAGACAAAUGUGAACAGUUCUGGACAUUUAUCACUUUUUAAGUCUUUGAAACUACUCAAUUUCAGAGGAACCCUUUUUAUAUGACUGGUUAUAAAAGUGUUGCUUCAUUUCUGUUUUCUCUUUGUUGGUUGUUCAUGGGAUAACUUUCCCUGCCCAUAACUCCCAGAGCUGAUUCUAUGUGUUCUCGAUUGUGUCCAUAAGUCAGUUCCUGUAUUGAUGUGGCAUGCCAUGUAAAUAUGCAUUUUGGAGUGAGUGCGGAAAAAAACAAUAAAGAGGCACUGUUUCAUAA